Messenger RNA from Marchantia polymorpha subsp. ruderalis, 1871 nucleotides. The record is from the annotation of a GenBank genome assembly. Lineage: Eukaryota; Viridiplantae; Streptophyta; Marchantiopsida; Marchantiales; Marchantiaceae.
AGGGAAGGGAAGGGGAGGGGAGGAGGGGAGAAGAGAAGAGCUGCAUAUGCAGGGAAGAGAAGAGAAGUGUAGAGAGAAGAAGAGAAGAGAAGAGGAGGGAGGGAGGGAGAGAGAGAGAGAGAGAGAGAGAGAGAGGAAGGAAGGAAGGAAGGAAGGAAGGAAGGGAAGCAAGCGAGCAAGACGACGAAGGGCGCUGCGAACGCAGGAAAGAGAGAAAACAGAAGGUUGAGAGGAAGGGGGGUGGGAAGGGGAGGGGGCAGUCGUUGGGAUUAGAGCAGGAACACGAGCUUGAUUUGCAUCAGGGUUGCCAUCGUUGUGGGGAGUUGCAGUGGGGUCGGAGCGGUGUUGAACCCGGGAGUCUGUCUGUCAGAUGGCGGAGGGAGUGAUCCAAAGGGCCGGAUCUUCGCGGAGAGAGUUGGAUGGAGGGGUGCCGGUUGUGGGAAAUUUGUACGUGAAAGUCGUGCCUCCACCUGAUCUGAACAAGAAUACCGAGUGGUUCUUGUAUCCGGGCGUGUGGACGACGUACCUUCUCAUCAUUGUUAUCGGCUGGCUGCUCAUUCUCUCGGUUUUCAGAUGUUCCGCCGGCACUGCCUGGACUGUCGUCAACCUGACACACUUUGCGGUAACGUACAGGUUUUUCCACUGGAAGAAGGGUUCUCCCUUUGCUGAAGAUCAAGGGAUGUACAACAAGUUAACGUGGUGGGAGCAAGUAGACCAUGGGCGGCAGCUUACUCGCAACCGCAAAUUUUUAACUGUGGUUCCUGUUGUUCUGUACUUGAUUGCGUCCCACACAACAGACUACAGGAGUCCAGUCUUGCUGCUCAACACAAUUGCAGUGUUCGUGCUUUUGAUCGCCAAGUUUCCACAUAUGCACAAGGUUCGGAUUUUUGGGAUCAACUCAGACUACCCAACUUAAAAGACAACCGAAGCAGCGUAAGUGCUGCACAGUGUUAAUCUAGGCUGUUGCAAACUUGUUAAAUACCUAUCUAGUCAUUGGAAAGCUAUGCCGAUGAUUUUGGAUAUAAAGAAAAAAAACACUUAGCCCCAGGUUGAUCAGGUCUUAGCAUAUGACACAGAAUUUACUCACAGCCUCCUUUCAGGACCUAACUCUUGCCUCAUGCCGGUCUUGGUGUGUACCUUGCCUUAGUUUCUGAAAGAAUCCCCAUCCUGACUAUUUCUGAAGUCAGCUGUAGCCUGAAGGAGUCACAAUCAAUCCAUGCGGUAGGUUCUGUAUAGUUGGGCGCAGACCUGAUCUAGCUGCAAGAUCAGGUAGUCUCCACCAACAAAAUCUACCAUUGUAAAAUUCAGCAGUAGCAUUUCAAUCAGAUUUUCCACAGCAAUACUCUUUGUCUCCGGAACUGCAGCUGAGGUAUAUUCUAUUGCGCGUUCACCAUAUAGGUUAAAUGUGAGGUCAUGACGUGGAAAGACGUUCUUCGAUGUCUUCAACAGAAGCCUUCACAGGAUCUGAUGUGACUCUCGUCUCUAUAUAGUGACGUGAAGUUAUAGCCAAUGAACGUUACCUUUUUCGUCACGAGAAUGUAAAUGUAAGCUUGACGUUCUAGUGUUGACAAUGUCUUGGGCAGUCACACCUGUAAUUACAUGGGUCUAUCUGAACUACAGAUGUAAAUGUUAUUUUUUAACUAUGAUAAUUGGUGUUGAUUGCAUCUAAGAGUAUUCCUUAGCUUGUAUAAUCUUCCGUUUCGACUUUUCAGCUGUAUAAGUUAAGUUAGAGUUGAAAGAUUGAAUUGUGAGGUUUUAGAUUUCAUUCUCUGUUCUUUCAUAAUUAUUUCGUGUCCAGCAGACAUGUCAUGCUGGGAACACUAGCCUACUGGUUUUGUGAAUAUGUUGUGCUUGCAAACGUAAGUAAGAAG